Messenger RNA from Penicillium cinerascens, 1029 nucleotides. RefSeq names its product Rab family GTPase. Gene Ontology annotation, molecular function: GTPase activity; GTP binding. The coding region runs from base 69 to 728 and encodes 219 amino acids. Lineage: Eukaryota; Fungi; Ascomycota; Eurotiomycetes; Eurotiales; Aspergillaceae. The record is from RefSeq and is a predicted model, not a curated record. The transcript has 5 exons.
UUUCUCGCUUUGAGGAUUUUACUCUCUCUCCCUACCCGCCCUCACCCGUCUCCCCUGAUCUCCUGGCCAUGGCCUCCCGUCAACCAGCAGGCGCCCGCCCCGGGGCCAAAUUCGCUCAGUUCAAGCUUGUCUUGCUCGGCGAGUCCGCAGUCGGAAAGAGUUCGUUGGUGUUGCGAUUCGUUAAGGACCAAUUCGAUGAUUACCGCGAGUCAACUAUCGGCGCCGCUUUCCUGACGCAAACCAUCUCCCUCGACGAAAGCACCACCGUCAAGUUCGAAAUCUGGGAUACUGCUGGCCAGGAGAGAUAUAAGUCGCUGGCUCCGAUGUACUAUCGAAACGCCAACUGUGCUGUUGUGGUCUAUGACAUCACCCAAGCUGCUUCGUUGGACAAGGCCAAGGCCUGGGUAAAAGAGCUUCAGCGUCAAGCUAAUGAGAACAUCGUGAUUGCGCUGGCAGGUAACAAGCUUGAUCUUGUUACCGAAAGUCCCGAUAAGCGGGCUAUUCCGACUGCAGACGCUGAGGCCUAUGCCCGCGAGGCCGGUCUCCUCUUUUUCGAAACCUCCGCCAAGUCGUCGACGAACGUGCGGGAAUUGUUCACAGCCAUUGCGAAGAAGUUGCCUCUCGACCAAGCUGGUCCCCGGAACCUGCGCGGAGCGGCCCCUCGACCUGGUGUCGACCUGCGGCCCGAGGCCCCUGGCACUCAGGGUGCUGGUGCAUGCAACUGCUAAGCCAUUAUAUUUCUCGAUCUCCUUGAUAUCCAGCUCUUGCGUUCACCUUCUACCGCCCUCCCCCGAUCGUCCAAUCUCAGUACGACCUCGUUUGGCCAGACUGACCUGGACCUCUACUACCAUUUCAUAUCGACACGGGAGGUAGACUCUCGGCUCGCUGUCCAUCUAGUCUAUGUUUCCUGAUCCUUUGACCUCUCGCUCGCCCUUUUCAGGGGUCCGCCGUCGACGGGGGUAUUUUGACCUUUUCCACGGACGCUUCUGGAAUUUGGCUUUAGACACGUUGCGGCAGGUCUCGCCUGCU